AUGAACAACCUGGGCAUCAUGCCUGUGGACAUGAGUGGGCAGCCGCUGGUCUCAGAUGACGAUAAGUUUAGUGAAGCCACGGCCGUGCUGUUCACCUGGAUCGAACGGGGCGAAGUCAACCGCAGGACCUCCAACCACUUCUACUCCAUGAUCCAGUCAGCCAACAGCCAUGUUCGCCGGCUGAUGAGCGAGAAAGCUCUGCACGAGGAGGAAAUGGAGCGCGCCAAAGAGGCCUUCAAGAACGCCCUGCUGUCCAUUUUAACACAGUUCGAGCAGAUCACCGCCGUUUUCACCGCUGCCACCAGGCAAAAGGCAUGGGACCAUUUCUCAAAAGCACAGCGCAAGAACAUAGACAUUUGGCGCAAGCAGUGUGAGGAGCUAAGAAACGCUCACAGCGAGGAGAUCAUGGGUAUCAGACGAGAGGAGGAGAUGGAGAUGUCAGAUGACGAUUCAGAUGAAAUUCCCAGCAAGAGGAUGCGCUCAGAGGAAAACGGAGUGUGUGAUCAGACUCAGGCCUCUCUGAAGGAGGAGAACGACUCGCUGCGCUGGCAGCUGGACGCCUACAGGAACGAAGUGGAGCUCCUGAAGAACGAACAGACCAGAGGCAGCCAUCCAGAUGAUGAUCACACACAAACACACACACAUGCUCACAGUCCUGAGGCGCAGAUCCAGCUGCUGCAGCAGAGCAUGCAUAGCAUGCAGCAGCAACUCUUGAGUCUUCAGGAGAAGCUGUCGAAAAAGGAAACUGAGCUGGAACAGGAACGAGAUGAGCAUCGCUACAUGGAGGUGGAGCUGCUCUCACUCAGAGGCAAGCUGCUGAGCAGUAAUGGGAAGACUUUGGAGGGAACCAACGAAGAGUUUCAUGAAAAGAGCAUUAAUGGCUGCGUUCCAUCGCUGUACCUCAGCAGAGACAGGAGAACAGAAUUCAUGAGAGGAGGAGUUGCUUCAGAAAAAGAGGCGCUGCUUCUGGGCAUUAUAUCAACCUUCCUUCAUGUCCAUCCGUUUGGCGCCAACCUGGAGUAUCUGUGGUCAUAUAUACAGAGGCUAGACUCCAAGGUGUCUGCGAUGGAGCUGGAGCGUCUCAUGGUCCGUCUGCCCAGUAUGUUCAGGCAGGAGCUGAGUGGUGUUGGAGCCACUCUGGAAAAACGAUGGAAGUUCUGUGGUUUUGACAGCCUCAGUUCAGCGUGA
Molecule: messenger RNA, 1188 nt
Organism: Nematolebias whitei (Rio pearlfish)
Lineage: Eukaryota; Metazoa; Chordata; Actinopteri; Cyprinodontiformes; Rivulidae
Product: ecto-NOX disulfide-thiol exchanger 1
Exons: 10
Coding region: 1-1188 (395 amino acids)
Biological process (GO): ultradian rhythm
Cellular component (GO): external side of plasma membrane; plasma membrane
Molecular function (GO): protein-disulfide reductase activity
Source: RefSeq, a predicted model, not a curated record